This is a messenger RNA of Trichoplax adhaerens, 3609 nucleotides long. RefSeq lists its product as uncharacterized. The record is from RefSeq and is a predicted model, not a curated record. Bases 1 to 3609 code for a protein of 1202 amino acids. Gene Ontology annotation, biological process: SREBP signaling pathway. The transcript is spliced from 23 exons. Gene Ontology annotation, molecular function: protein binding; sterol binding. Gene Ontology annotation, cellular component: Golgi membrane; endoplasmic reticulum membrane. Lineage: Eukaryota; Metazoa; Placozoa; Uniplacotomia; Trichoplacea; Trichoplacidae.
AUGCAGAAUAUGCCAAAUCCAGCUCAUUUCCUACUUUUGAUUGCUAGCCGAUCUCAUGGAUGUUCACCGCUACUCAAUCGCCAAACUGUCAGUGCUAAUGAACAGGAACGUACCUUCACCACUAAUCUAAGCUUGUAUAAAGAAAAAGAAGGCACCUUUUCCAAGGAUGGUGUUAAAUAUCCAAAAUGGUUUACUGGCAAGCCUGUACUAUACAUACAAAGAUAUAUCAUGGAAAUUUAUUAUGACGAUGUCAAGUCGAAACUGUGGACUGAAGAAGAAAUGAACAAAAAGACGUUACUUCAUUCCUUUUAUCUGGUCGAUAACAUUACAAAUUUUAAAAGUUUAUCUGGGAAGAAAAUAGGCAAUUUCUGCUUUAAGGCUAAAGGACAUAAAACUUUAUUUUCAUCAUCGAUCAAUGACUGUAUUAUAGCUGCACCUACUAACUUUUGGCCGAACCUAUCCAGCUUUAACAGUGAUAAGAAUGUAAUUGAAAGGAUUAUAGAACAUAGCAAUGCCGAUCUGCUCAUUGGGGUACCAGUAUUGGCUAGUGGUUUUCAGCAACAGACUGUUCCCGGAAAUUAUGUCAAGCGAAUUUUUUCUGUUUCUGUAGUAAUGUCAUCCUUCGAGAAUAGAUUUUUAAAAGAAUUACAUGAAUAUCUAGGAAAAUUUUAUUAUAGAGAUUUCAACGUUUCCCAUAACUUUGGGCUUGCUAGUAGCACGCAUAUUCAACAUAUUUACUACUCAGAAGCAUCGGGUAUUUUGGAGUUGCUACCAUUACUGUUAACGCACGUAAUCGUUUUUCUAUACAUUGCCUUUUCCGUUGCAAAAAUUGAAAUGGUACGAUCAAAGUGGGCACUAGCUUUCAGCGCUGUAUGUACUAUAUUUGCCGCUUUGACCAUGCCGCUAGGCAUUAGCACUUAUCUACAAUUGGAUAGUACUCUUCAGAAUCGAGAAAUCUAUCCGUAUAUUAUCAUCAUUAUUGGCUUAGAGAAUAUCUUAAUCAUUACAAAGUCUGUAGUAUCUACACCUAUGGAUUUGGAAGUUCGGGAAAGGAUUGCAGAAGGGCUCAGCAAAGAAGGUUGGUCUAUUUGGAAAACAUUUUUCUUCGAAGUCAUUACCUUAUUAGCUGGCUAUUUUAUCAAUGUUCCUGCUAUUCAGGAAUUUUGUGUUUUUGCUUCUGUUGCUGUUAUAUCAGAGUACUUUCUACAAAUGUUUUUUUUCGUCCCUGUCCUUGCUAUCGAAAUUAGAAGAAUUGAGUUGACAGAUUUAAAUAAGCAAAAUAUCAGAAAAGAAGAUGCUUUAAGUGAAGGUGAAGUAGAGGAACAGCCCAUUAAAUCUAUUGAUGAAACGUUUCAAAGUAAAGGCUCCGAUGAAAAUUUCAUGUCUCCAUCAUUUACAAGACAAGCUAAAAUGCCGAAACGUCUUGCAUUUGCCUUUAGUUUUUGGGCAAGAACGCGCAUCGUUCAAAGAGUAUUACUGCUAUGCAUGAUUGGAUACAUUUUAUAUGUAAUUACUUACAUUGUAUUCCCAUCAAUGGCUCCAAAUGGGUCUGGCAAUGUACAGAGAGUCAGUGUAGAAUCCCCUCACUUUUUUAGUAACAUGGAAGUGGAGAGCGAAAGCAGGCUCUUGUGGAAAAUUGGCUUGAAAAUACAAAGAUCAGUUCGAAACAUUGUUGCAACGGAAUCAUCGGAGGCUUCGUCAACUACUUCUCAGCUGCCUUGGGAAGCUUGGUACCGCCUGUUAAGUCUUAAUAACUAUCAUCUGGCUGGUAUGCACAUUGGGCUAUUGUCACCUGUAGUAUUAAAACGUGAAUAUAGUUCGAAACCUGGGCGAAUGUCGGUUGAUGUAAUGAAUUUAACAAAACAGGAAGAUAUAUCUGUAAUAUCGAUUGAUGGCGUAUAUUUAGUUUUUGCGGUGCUAAUAUUAUUCAUUAUAAUCUGCUAUACAUUGACGGUACUCAUGAAAUACUUAUUGCCAACAACUAGAGAUAUAUUAUUGUGGUUUAUCCGUAUGUGCCAGCCUCCUCAGUAUCGUACCACUAUAGCAGAUAAUGCCCCCAUCAUACUUAGAGGCCAUGGGCAAGACAUAGAAUGUUUAGAUUCUAAUGGUUCCACCCUUGUUACUUCUUGUCUUGAAGGCAAAGUGAUUGCGUGGAACGUUAUCACUGGUGAACAAUAUUGCAUAUUACGAAGGAAUGAAAUAUUGCCUCUACCUCGCCCAAGAAUGGACAGACUUCGAAAUCAUUAUGAUGAUAGCUUAUUAGGCAUGCCAGUCAGAGGGAACGCUAGAAUGUAUGGGUACAUGCAAGGCGAAAUUGCACCAGCUCAUUUAGGGAUGACUGGAAGUCAGUCAACUUACUUCGGUGAUGUAGCUAGGUCUCCGGUUUCACCAAUGUACAAAACACAUCGGAGAUCAAGAAGCGACGAAGUGAAUUCACGAACAAUAGUAGAAAGUACCUUCGCAACCAGUAUGCGCCCAGUUAGUGUUGCUCAACGUUUAGAAGAGAAUUUUGGCAAGGGUACAAUACGACAGCGACGUUCAGAUUUAUCAGUUUUACCAGAUGGACAGCCCUUGUCCAGCGUCGACGGAUAUGUAUCUAGCAAAAAUAUUCUUAAGGAGCACGAAAGCUACAAUAAAAGAUCUCUAGCAGAAAAUUAUUUCCAAAAUCUUUACGAUUCUUCAUCUAAUGCCGCAAUUUGGUGCCUUUUAUGCCAUGAUAAUAUUAUAAUAAUCGGUUGCUGUGAUGGGAGUGUUGAGGUUUGGGAUAUCCAGUCCAAUUAUCGGUUAUGUUGCUACAGAGGAUGUUCUUCUGGCGUAACAUGCUUAUCGGCCAUUAAAAACAGAAUCUUUGUGGGACGUUCUUACGGAAGAAUAGAUAUAUUACAAAUAUCUACUUUUAAACCUUAUGGUGGUUCCAGUAAUAAUUAUGGAAAUGAUAACCCUCAGCUGCCACAAUUAGCCAGUAUAAAUCUAUUGUGUACGAAGAAAUGGCAUCACGAGACGUUAAAUACAAUAAAAAUAGCAAAAGAGUUCGCCAUCACUGCUAGCCAAGAUAAAACUAUAAAAGUUAUGCGUUUGAGUGACUAUGGUUGUACAUACACUUUGCAUGGCCAUUCUGAUAGUGUUUCAUGUCUCAAUGUUGAUUUAAGUGCUGGUUUCUUUUGUGUUAGCGGAUCUGCUGAUUGUAGUUUGAGAGUCUGGGAUCUAAGCAAUGGUAGUUGUGUGCAUCACCUAAGUGAGGAACACACGACUGCAAUUACAGUGCUAGAAUGUAAUCAUAAAUAUGCGGUGAGCAUUAGCAUUGACAAUGUACUCUGCAUAUGGAAGUAUCGUGCCGGUGUUUGUAUACAUCGUAUUGUACAGUCAAACAACAUUAUUGGUGGUAUUGCCCUCUUAUCGAGUGCAUUAAUGGUUACUGGUAGUCAGGGUUGUAUAGUAGUCUGGAACGUUAGAAGUGGUCGUGUAAUGCGAACCAUUACACUUGGAGAAUAUGAUUGCUCGAACUUUGUCAGUCAUAUGCAAAAGAUCGACAAUACAACAGUAGCAUGUAGUUAUGGAAAUGAAAUGUACAUUAUUAGUUUCUCUUCAGUUGUAGAGAAGAAAGAUUAA